CUAUCUAGUACAGCUUGAUGGCAGCUAGCUUGAUUGCACCCCUCCCGUCCCCUCAGUCGCUUGUGGAACUGAAGCUGCCUCUCCCGUCUCUUUAAUCGGCUCACGCCGCCACAAAAACAGCGUUUUAAAGGGGUUCCGUCUGUCGUCCUUUGUCCCCAUUGCCCUUUUUAGUUUCUGAGGACAUUAUUCCAUUUCUUUACAAGAACGCCUGGAACCGGAACCGAGGGGGAGCUGUGUUUUUCAGUCUACGUUUGUGGGCGGAUACAGCGGAGGAGGGCAUCCGGGCCUGGCAGCUCCGGAGGGUCCGCUUAAAACCACGGAAUUCACCGUUUACAGGCCGCUCACCGCCCCGCCAUGGAGAAGAUGAAGAGGAUUAAGAAGCGUCUGUCGUUAACGCUCCGCUCGAGUCAGACCAUCGACGAGUCGCUCUCCGAGCUGGCCGAGCAGAUGACCAUCGAGGACGGCGGCACCAAGGACAAUGAGCCAUUCAUGAGGAACGGCCGCCCGCCCACCUCCCACAGCAUGCACUCCUUCCUGCACCAGUACACGGGCUCCUUCAAAAAGCCGCCGCUGCGCCGGCCGCACAGCGUCAUCGGCGGCACCUUGGGCUCGUUCAUGUCCAUCCCGCGCAACGGCAGUCGCUUGGACAUUGUGCACGAGAAUCUUAAGAUGGGCUCCGACGGAGAGAGCGACCAAGCGUCGGGGACGUCGUCGGACGAGGUCCAGUCCCCGACGGGCGUCUGCCUGAGGAACCGAAUCCACCGGAGAAUCUCCAUGGAGGACCUCAAUAAGCGCUUGUCGCUGCCGGCCGACAUCCGAAUUCCCGACGGCUACUUGGAGAAGCUGCAGCUCACCAGUCCUUCGUUCGACCAGCCGCUCAGCCGCCGCUCGCGCCGCGCGUCGCUGUCCGAGAUUGGCUUUGGGAAAUUGGAGACCUAUAUUAAGCUGGACAAACUGGGAGAGGGAACCUACGCCACCGUUUUCAAAGGACGCAGCAAGCUCACCGACAACCUGGUGGCCCUGAAGGAGAUCCGCCUGGAGCACGAGGAGGGGGCGCCGUGUACAGCCAUCAGAGAAGUGUCGUUACUGAAGGACCUAAAACACGCCAACAUUGUGACACUGCACGACAUUGUUCACACCGACAAGAGCCUCACGCUGGUGUUUGAGUACCUGGAUAAAGAUCUGAAGCAGUACAUGGAUGACUGCGGAAACAUAAUGAGCAUGCACAACGUGAAGGUCUUUUUGUUCCAGAUUUUGCGCGGGCUGUCGUAUUGUCACAAGAGGAAAGUUCUCCACAGGGACCUGAAGCCUCAGAACCUCCUCAUCAACGAGAAGGGAGAGCUCAAGCUGGCUGAUUUUGGUUUGGCGAGGGCAAAGUCGGUCCCGACUAAAACGUACUCUAACGAAGUGGUGACUCUUUGGUACCGACCUCCCGACGUUCUGCUGGGCUCCUCCGAGUAUUCGACGCAGAUCGACAUGUGGGGCGUGGGCUGUAUAUUUUACGAGAUGGCCGCCGGUCGGCCGCUUUUCCCCGGCUCCACGGUGGAGGACGAGCUCCACCUCAUCUUCAGGUUACUCGGCACGCCCACGGAGGAAAACUGGCCGGGAAUCUCCUCCGUCGAAGAGUUCAAAUCUUACAACUUCCCCAAAUACAAACCUCAACCCUUCAUCAACCACGCCCCCAGGCUCGACGGCGAAGGGAUCGAGCUGUUGCUGGCUUUCCUCAGAUACGAAUCGAAGAAGAGGAUCUCUGCUGAGGAUGCGAUGAAACAUUCCUACUUCAGGCAUCUUGGGAUGAGAGUUCACACGUUGCAUGAGAGUGUGUCCAUCUUCACAUUGAAGGAGGUGCAGCUGCAAAGAGACCCGGGCUACAGGAACUCCUCGUACCCGGACUCAGGCAACGGCAAGGUCAACCGGAGGCAGAGCAUGCUCUUCUAGACUUGCGGAUGGACACCUUCAUCGUCGCCCUCUCACAUGACCAGCAUGACACAGUGACACGGCCCCUCCCUUCCUGGUUUACCCAACACACACGCAUCCACAUGAACACACGCCUCUUGAGUUAGCUUGACCGUUCAAUUGGUGUGUUUAUUUAUUUCCAGACGGUGGGGGUUGGGCGGGCUGUUUGCUGCUAAAUUCUACUGUAUGUAUUUAACACAAACCUUAUUUGUGUGAGCGUGUGUCUACGUUUGUGUGUGAAGUUGAGCCUCCGUGCUGGGGUUUUUUUUUUUUUGGGCCUCGGCUCCCGAUUAAUUUUGUUUCAAAAUUCCACGGAUGGCGUUCAAGCUGUGAUUCAAGUUUUUGGAGACCACUCGCUUCGUUUGUUUUUAUAUUAACGUGUUUCGAUUUUUGGGUUUUAUUGUCGGAAAUGACACAUUUCAAAGUUUUAAUUUGGCUCUCGGUGGGAGGACACCAAAAUGUAGUAAAAAAUUUUUUGGGUUGAGUCAGAUCAAAUUUGAAGAUUUGGGAUCAAAAUUUGGAGCCACACUGAAACGAGAAAAAAAAUAGUAGUCACAAGAAAAGUUGCAAUAUUAUAACAAUAACUUGAAAAAAAUAAUAAAUGUGAAAAUUCUCACAUUUAUUAUGAAGGCUAUUUUUGUAAAAAUAUAUUUAUUUUUUGCAAAAUACGCUGACUUUAUAAUUCUAAUGGUCCAACUUUUUCCUCUGUUCUUGCAAAAUUCCAGCGUUCCUCAUAAUGUUGACUUUUUUUUUUUUUUUUCUAUAUCUACUAUGGCUUCAUUCUUUUCAAACAGCAACAUUUUUUUUUUUUUCUGAAAACAUUGUGACUUCAUUGCAACAGUGCAAACGCUUUUCUCCAUAACACUCCUGCAACAUUCCAUCAUAUUUCCUCGUAAUGUUCUCUUACUCUACUUGAAAGACGACUUCUUUAUUCUCAUCAAAAUAAUGCAACUCUAGUGCGACUUUAAACAAAACUACAACUUGUAUUUUCUUUUCAGUGUGGCCCAAAUACUUCUCGGAAGAAAGCAGUGCGGGUGGUUUCAGGAUUUUUUUUAUUCCUUCUUUAACUUUUACUGCAGUAACUUUGUGUUUAACCUGCACUUUUGUUUUAAAAACAUAUUGGCAGGCGUUGGCCGAGUGUACCCAACAGUAUUAAGUUCUUUACGUCUGUGACCUUUGAAAUCUCGCGUCAACCUACGGGAGGUGGGGGGGGGGGGGGGUCGUGGGGCAGCGGGGCUUCUCCACACCCCGACCCGAUAUUGUAGUUAAUUUGUAUCGAAGUCUCAUUCCUAGUCGCCGUGCGUUUACUGAAGAGCUCCUCGAUUCUCGCCGCAGACUCAGAAGUGUGCUUUGCUUUCCCGCGCUAGAUCAUGCAGCAGAUAUUUUGUCUAGAAGUGGUACACUCCCCGUAGCAGAGUGUAAAAGCUACAAUGACCCCAGGGAAUGUAUGGAGUGUCUGUAAAUGUUCUACAUUCUGAUCCCAGUCCACGAAAUGUGCAGUAACGACUACUACGACUUGUUUGCAGCUAAUGGUGUCCUAAUCCCGUAAGCACACUGUAUUCGUCUUUCACAAGUAGAUGCAAAAUAUAUGACCGAUCGUUCGACAUGGCAAAGUGAACCUAUUUUUUCUACCAAUACGUUGUAAAGCUGAUGUUGUCUUCUAGCCAUGAGACAAAAGAUGUGUAAGUGUUUUUGUUCACUUUGAGGAAGCAGAAAAAAAAGGAAAGAAAUGAAUGGUCAUCACCAUGAACAUGUAUUUACAAAAGAAAAGUGAAAUACUGUUGCUAUUAACUUCGAUGGUGUCCGUAUAUUUUGAAAUGAAUCGCAGUAACGCGCAUGACAGGAGAUUUCUACCGCGGCUUUAUUUAUCGUUGUACCACUUUUCAAAAAUGUGUGAAUGUCCUGACUUUCAUGUGAGUGUGUGUGCGUGUGCGUGUACAACAACGGUGUCUGCCUGCUGCAUGCAAGGCCUGCUGUGUUUGUGAACGCACACUGAGCUAGCUGCCUGUGAACAGUUGGUGUGUAUGCGACUCUUUCUACUGGAAUUAUUUAUUUCUCAUAACCAUCGCAAAGUAAAUUGAAUCUGUUUCAUAUAACAAGUCUGAGUUUGGUCUCUCUUGGUUACGUCGUUCCUAAUAAUUUGACAGCUGACUCAAUUAAAAGACCUUAAAAAGUCUUAUUAUUGACCACUAGGGGUCAUCAGAAAUUAAAUAAUUCAUAAUUUCAUCUGUAUGUAUGUUCAUGUCAAGACAAACACUUGAGUCCCUAUAAAAUAAUCGUUUAAUAAGCAUUUCUGAAUUAUAACUCACAAAGUGAAUCAUAGAAGGCACAACAGAUAUAAGGCGUUAGAUAUAAAACAGAUCAAAAAAUUGAUUAUCAUCACGUGAUCAAUUUCAGUAUCCUGAAAAUAAGCAUGUUCAUUGUUUAAAAAAAAAAAAAAAAAAAAAAGUUAAAGCCAGUUCAACUGCUGUGUCAUUGUCACUUGACUGGUUCAUAAAUCCAGUUGCAGCUCCCAAAAAUCAUGAUUUCCCUCACUAUGUUCAACAAAAAAUGCUGACCUUUGCACUUUCCUCAAACUGUGAUAUACAAAAUGCAUUUGAUUGUCACCCCCCCCCCACCCCACCCCAUACAAAAAUAUAAAAUGAGAGUUUCAGUGUUUUGUUUUUUAAAAAAAGACUUAUUGGCGCAGGUCUCCGUUAACAGGACUUGUGGGAGGACAUCAGCAAAGGAGAAGAAAUGUCCACAUUGUGCCAAGGCAACGGAAUGGCUCCGUUCAACAAGGUGGCGUGGCUCUGCAGAUGGCCUGGGCUUAAAGGUCCCACUGGACUUAAAUUGGACCACAAGUGGAUGUUGGACAGCAGCGGAUUGGGGGUGAGCAGUAGACCCGACGGCGUCUACAAAAGCACAAAAAAAUGUCAAGAUGAAAAAGUCGUGUUGACUUUGGCAUCAGCCAUCGUCAUUAAUCUGCCUGCGAUGGCUUGUAAGACCGGCAGAGGGCGUCAUUGAAUAGCGCUUUACUGAUUUUGAGCCCCUCCAAUGACAUCCGAAGAAGACGAAGCAGGAAGUAAGAAGGAACCCCGCCAAGUUUGCCCCCACAACUUGGCCACCUCCUCCGACUUGAGCAGCUUGAACUCGCCGUCGUCUGACGUCCAGCAGAUGAGAUGUUUGUGGCUUUGGUCGAGCAGCAGCUGCAGGAGGAACUGCCACAGCGUGCUGGAGCUCUCCAUGACGUGACGAUCAACCACUGGCGAACAUGGGACUUCGGCAGCAAGAUGAAGACCCUGCAAAGUCCAAAGACUCCACCUUGUCUUUGCCGAAACACUCCUACUGGUUCGACUUUUGGAUUUUCGUCGUCUUUGACGUUGUGUUUUUCCUGAUCAUGUAUUUUAUAGUUCCCUAAUAUGGGCGAUGAGGGGACCAGAGACUGAACUGCGAUUACCAGUCCUGCUCACCGUUGUGGAAAUGCUAACCCAGCAAUCGACUGAAUCCUCACACAAUUUAAUACGAUGUCCAUAAUAGUUUCUCGUAUUCAAAGACGAAAGAUGUGUCUUUUUAAACACGAGUUUUCUUGACCACGUCUCACUUUGUGUGGCAAUUGACACUUCCGGAAGGACUAUUGAAUCGGAUGAUGAAUUCACAUUUCAUUUGUAAUAAAGAAAAUGUCUUUAUUUUUCUCUUUCAACUGAAACUAAAACGUUACAAUCGUAGAUGUUACCGAUGGAGAAUAAAUCAGUGUUUGUGAAAUGUG
Molecule: messenger RNA, 5704 nt
Organism: Syngnathus typhle (broad-nosed pipefish)
Lineage: Eukaryota; Metazoa; Chordata; Actinopteri; Syngnathiformes; Syngnathidae
Gene: cdk17
Product: cyclin dependent kinase 17
Exons: 21
Coding region: 355-1938 (527 amino acids)
Biological process (GO): protein phosphorylation
Cellular component (GO): nucleus; cytoplasm
Molecular function (GO): protein kinase activity; ATP binding
Source: RefSeq, a predicted model, not a curated record